UGUGUGUGCGUGUGUGUGUGUGUGUGUGUGUGUGUGUGUGUGUGUGUGUGUGUGUGUGUGUGUGAGAGCUGGAUAGUUGGACAGGCAGAGAGCCAGAUAGGUGGUUGCAGCCGGAUGACCAUCCAGCUAUCGCAGUUCUUGUGUUGAAGGGCUAGGUGGUUAUCUCUACGCUGUAAUCUCAGGCGAAGGAAGGGAAGAAUGAUGAGGAACGCGAUGAGUAUGCCCUCGCCAUCCCAACUGACCCAUCCCCAUCGGCCAUCUUCCGUGUCGGAGGAGGGUUUGUUCUCCAUGCUGGCAGAAGACUUGACUGUGGUUGAGGACAAGCAAGCAGAGACACUGAAAGCAAUAAAGGAUGAAUUGUUUGCAGAGCUGCGGAAGGAAGAGAAGAAGCUUGACUGUGAUGCAUGGAUGUAUGGCACUCCUCGUAGUCAGAUUUGAUUCUCCCACAUGGCGAGACUGGAUUUCCCGAAUGUAGCUGUCUUGUUUCUUCAACUUUCUUGUACUUGUACUUGCACUGUUUUUUCUUCAACUUUCUUGUACUUGCACUGUUUUCUUUCAAAGUGCUAUGCACUGUACACAGCACAUGUUAUGCCAUGUAGACCUGGUGAUUUCGCAUAGCCGUAUGGAAUCUCUGAAUGGCGGGUUCGUUCGCUGGGCUUGGCGGUUCGUUCCCCGGGCUUGGCAGUUUGUUCCCCGAAUGUUGCUGCAUUUCACACUCAUCUUUGUGAAUGCUAUGUGUGCAUUAUCGCAACUGUUUCCAAGAUUUCAUAGUCGCUCCCAUGGAAGUCGCUGCAUUUGAUGGACAUGUAGCUUCUCUUUGGAAAUGCGGUGCGUGUGUGUGUGUGUGUGUGUUUCUGCAACUGAGCGUCCAGAGAAUUUCCUAAGCGAUCUAUUGUGCAAGUGAAAGUU
Molecule: messenger RNA, 909 nt
Organism: Chara braunii
Lineage: Eukaryota; Viridiplantae; Streptophyta; Charophyceae; Charales; Characeae
Source: the annotation of a GenBank genome assembly